UUAUCUCCUAGGAAGAAGCAGAAAAAAAUAUGGAAAAUAACCCCCAGGAAGUCAAAGGAAGGGAGCAGGCUCCAGUGCAGAAUGAAAAUGCCUGCCCUUUGGGAGGUGGUGAAGGCCAGGAGCCUGGAGGAAAUAUUAGAGGGGAUUGGGCUCCACCUGCCCAGGAUUUUAGAGAGGAUAUGCCCAACAGGCUUGUCAAUAACAUUGACAUGAUAGAUGGAGAUGCAGAUGAUAUGGAACGGUUCAUGGAGGAGAUGAGAGAGCUAAGGAGGAAAAUUAGAGAACUUCAGUUGAGAUACAGUCUGCGCAUUCUUAUAGGCGAUCCCCCGCACCAUGACCAUCAUGAUGAGUUUUGCCUUAUGCCUUGAAUGCUAAGGUUAAUAAUCAUAAAUCUCCUGCCUCCCACAAUUACAUUUUCUUGAUGUACUUAUUGCUGUGAUCCUUUGGUGUUCUGUCAUUUUUCUCAUUGGAGAUUUCAUUUUGACUUAGUCUGUAACUUUUUCUGUCAGCAGGGAAGUUUCAUCAACUUGCAUGGGAAAAUGUUUAAUAAAUAUCGUAAAUAAAACAGUUUAA
This is a messenger RNA of Rhinolophus ferrumequinum (greater horseshoe bat), 573 nucleotides long. It is a transcript of the gene BEX5, whose product is annotated as brain expressed X-linked 5. Gene Ontology annotation, molecular function: signaling receptor binding. Gene Ontology annotation, biological process: signal transduction. Gene Ontology annotation, cellular component: cytoplasm. Bases 30 to 368 code for a protein of 112 amino acids. The record is from RefSeq and is a predicted model, not a curated record. The transcript has a single exon. NCBI's taxonomy places the organism in Eukaryota, Metazoa, Chordata, Mammalia, Chiroptera, Rhinolophidae.